AUGUUGAAUACUGAGUAUCGCAGCAUCAUACUUGUUCAUGGCCUUCAAGGUCACCCAAAACGAACCUGGUUAUAUACGUCGAGGACCCAAGAUCAGCGGCGUGAUAGCUCGUCGCGGAAACGUUGGAAAGGAGCACUUGCUGAGCUUAUGAGUCCGAAAUCUGGUAGCUCCGCCCCCGUUGGCAAUGCGGGGCCAUCAGUCGCAUCAUCGUCUGUUGACGAUGGUGUGUAUUGGCCAGGGGAUUUGCUCCCGCCAGACUGCCCGAAUGCAAGAAUCAUGGUGUGGGGUUACGAUACAGUUAUCAGCAAAGGCUAUGCACCAACCGACAAGUCCAGUUUGUUUGGACAUGCGAAAAACCUCCUUUAUGCCCUCAACCGAAUAAGACCUCAAGACCGAAAGAUCGUGUUCGUCGCGCAUUCACUGGGAGGCUUAAUCGUCAAAGAAAUGUUGCGACGAUCGCAGGCCGACGAAGAUUCGCACAUUCAGAAUAUCAUCCAGUCGACAGCAGCUGUGAUAUUCCUAGGCACACCGCAUAGAGGUAGUCAUGAAUUUGCACGACUUGGAGACAUGGUCAGAAAGGUCGCCAGCACCAUCCUGAGAGUGGACAGUAACGAGACAAUUAUUCGAGCUCUGGGCCUUGAUUCACCAGAGCUAGAACUCUCCCGGGAGUCAUUUCUCCAACAAUGGCGCACAUAUGGGUUUCUGGUCAAAACCUUUCAGGAAAGCCAAGCCUUGUCGGUGCCGGAUACAUCGUCGUUACUCGAUGACCCCCGAGAGCAUGCAGAAGUUAUACAUGCAGACCAUCGAAACAUGACCAAAUUCAGCGGGCGAGAUGAUCCAAAUUACCUCAAGGAGUGUUUGGGCAGUCUCUACUAUGAAGCAAUGUUUAGCAGACAACGGACGAUCAAGAAUGCCAUACCAAAAACAUGCGAGUGGUUUUACCAUUCCAGUGUUUUCCAAACUUGGUACUCGAGAAAGAGAGCUUCAACCGACCGCGGGCUUCUGUGGUUGAAAGGAAAGCCAGGAGCCGGAAAAUCCACGGUGAUGAAAUACGCACUUGCUCAGCUGGAAUGUCUUGAGGGGAGUCGCAGCAAUGUUGCGAGCUUCUACUUCAAUGCUCGUGGGAAUGCCAUGGAAAAGUCGCCUCUUGGUCUCCUUCGGUCAGUCCUCCACCAACUAUGCCUCCAGGACUGCCAAAUCUUGGCCACAUUCUCCCAGACCUACCAGAGAAGGCAGAGUUGCGAUGGUGGCAGUUAUCUUCCAUGGUCAGGGCUGGAGCUGGAGAGCUUUUUUGAGAAAGCAUUCAAAGAAAGCAGUACCCGGCGCACGUUCAUCUUCAUUGAUGCUCUUGAUGAGUGCAGCGAAGAAAGCGUACGCGAAGCCGUCUACUUCAUUGAUCGGCUUGCACAAACCGCAUUGGAAGGCGAAGUCUUGCUCAACAUCUGCCUCUCAAGCAGACAUUAUCCGGCCAUCAGGAUUCUCAACUGCCCAGAAGUCGUUGUCGAGGCACACAAUGACUCUGAUAUCUCAACAUACAUCCGAGACAAGUUGCGUUUUAUCCCCGCUAGCGAGAGAAACGAAGCACAUGCGAUUCAAGCGUUCCUGGAGGAAAUGGCGUCAGGUGUUUUUCUCUGGGUCGUUUUGGUGGUGGAGCUUGUUGUGCGAGAUAUCAAUUCCGGGCAACCCAUGAGCAAAGUGGCCAAGAGAGUGAAGGGUGUACCGAAAGACAUGGAGGACUUAUACCACCAACUCUUCCGCAGCCUCACCCCUGACGAGCUUACAUUCUCCGUGCCCCUCAUUCAAUGGGUACUACUUCAUAAGGACUACUUGCCACGAACCGGAAACGGUCACUCUUCAGACGCCCCUCCCAAGAUUCCCAGAACCCGAGCUGAGGGAGGAAUUCGAUUUCUUCAUCUGGCGGUCCGAUUGUCCAGCAUCAGCGGAGCUCCAACCAGGCAAAAUUUGUCAGAUUGGGGAUACAUUCACCCUGCCGCUCCGCCACCUACAGAUCGAAUCCUCAGGCUUAUCAACAGCACGUCGCGCGGUUUGAUUGAGUACAAUGCCGACGGCCGUGUACAGUUUGUUCACGAAACAGUCAGGGAGUUCUUCCUUACAGGCCCGGGCUUCGGACUGCUUGACAGCUCGCUGCAGCAAAACCCCCUAGGCCGUGGAUAUAUGGCGCUUGUCACAGGUUGCCUCAACGCACUCGACCUGCCUGAACACUCUGAGCUCACCACCACAGUCAAAAUAAUUCACCUACACACUCUCUGGGCUCUUGAUGAUUAUUUUAAGGGUGUUGAGAUGUAUCAGGCGUGGAAUCCACGGCUCCUCGACAGGCUCCAGCAUCCGCAGUCCAACGCAUGGAGAAGAAUGCGCAGGAACGAAGAGACUGUCCUGGGCUACAUGAUUCGAAAUCGUCUUGCUACGGGUGUUCUUGCCUUAUUGGAGAGAGGCGUGCACCCUGAUGACGUGGGAGGUGCUCCCAGUCCCACAGGGGGUCUGAUAACAGCAUUUGACAGGAGCGCGGCGCAUGAUUCAUUGUUGUUGGACGAACUCUUACAGUCCGGCGCCGAUCUUGAGCGCCAGAACGAGACCGUCGACGGUGGAUGCUUGGCUACCUUGGAGAGAGACGGUGUCGAAAUGAUUGAUCGCUUGGUGGUUCACCUCGUGAAGUCGUACGGGGACGGGGCUUUGCAAACGGCCAUCGACAAUUUGAAGACGAUGAAAGAGUUCUGGCCUUACUAUGACGCCCUCUUGAUGAAACUGACGGCACGUGCUGCCGAGAUCAACGCCCUUCCUACACAGCAUACAACGCUCUUCAGGGACCCCAAAACACAUCGAGACAGUGCUGGGCACUGCGACCAUGGCGGUUACCCUCAAGCCUGUGUAGAUGGACCGCAGGGUUUGGCAGAGUCUUCCCUUGACGAAGUACUUGAAACAGUGUGUGACCAUCUUCUCCGUCAUGGAGCCGACCCGAAUCUUCGAGACAAAGACCAAAGAACACCCCUUCAUCAUGCAGUCAUGAACUUAUACCCGAGAGCUGCGGCCCGCAUCAUCGCAGGUGGGGUUGAUGUGAACGCUGUCGGUUCCAAUGGAUGGAACGCCUUGCAUUAUGCCGCCUUUUAUUUCAGUCGAGGUGAUCAAGACGCACAGUUGAGCGGGGAAAUGGCCAAGUUGCUCACGAACUCGGGUUGUUCACGGAAUACACUGAACAAUGAUAACAAAACCCCUAUGGAUCUUGCAAUUUCUAUUCCCAGAGUAUAUGGCUUCCCUUCUGUACAACCAUGGCAUGGACCGAACCGGUUGUCCGAAGAAGAGCUAGGGCUAUUAUUUGGCGACCCAAACAACAACCCUCGGUCUGCAUAA
Molecule: messenger RNA, 3366 nt
Organism: Podospora anserina S mat+
Lineage: Eukaryota; Fungi; Ascomycota; Sordariomycetes; Sordariales; Podosporaceae
Exons: 3
Coding region: 1-3366 (1121 amino acids)
Molecular function (GO): protein binding
Source: RefSeq, a predicted model, not a curated record